AUGGGGCUGCCUGCUGCCCUGCUCCUGCUCCUGCUGGGGUCCCAGCCCCCCACCGCCCAUGCCAGGACCCUCUGCUUCGUCACACUGCUGUAUCGCCAUGGCGACCGGGCCCCCAUGGACACCUACCCCAGUGACCCCCACAAGGAGGGGCCCUGGCCCCAGGGCUUCCAGCAGCUCACUCAGGUGGGGGUGGAACAGCAGCGUGAGCUGGGCCAGUUCCUGCGGCAGCGCUAUGAGGCCUUCCUGAGCCCCCACUACCACCCCCAGGAGAUCUACGUCCGCAGCACCGACUAUGACCGCACGCUGGCCAGCGCCCAGGCUAACCUAGCUGGGCUGUACCCACCUGGAGGUGCCGGGCCCCCCAACCCCGCCUGGCAGCCAGUGCCUGUCCACACUGUGCCAGCUGCACAGGACAAGCUCCUGCGCUUCCCACUGCGGCCUUGCCCACGCUACCAGCAGCUGAUGGAGGAGACCACCCAUCUGCCACAGCAUCAGGCCCGCAUGCAUGCCUGGAAGGUGCUUGGGGGGACUUCCCCAUCAUCACCUCAGCCAGGCCUGGCACCCCCUUACGCAUCCCCAUCUCCACAGGGGUUUCUGGAGGACAUUGCCAACCUGACAGGGCUGGGACUGGAAUGGGCAACACCGCGCGGCAUCUGGAAGGUCUAUGAUGCUCUCCGUUGCCAGCAGAUCCAUGGCCUGCAGCUGCCAGCCUGGGCCACACCGCAUGUCCUGACCACGCUGGGUGAGAUCGUCGCCUUCAACACUCUGGCGCAUGUGGGGCUGCACCAGGUUGCUGAGAAGGCCCGGCUCACAGGAGGGGUGCUGCUGGAUGCCAUGCUGCAGAACUUCUCCGAGGUGACACGCCGCAGCCUUCCCCUCCGGAUGGUGAUGUACUCAGGGCAUGACAGCACCCUCAUUGCCCUCCUGGCGGCCCUGGGCCUGUACAGGGGGGAGCUGCCUCCCUACGCUGCCUGCCUUGGCUUUGAGUUCUACCAGGAGAGCAACAGCACAUUCAGCGUGGGCCUGUUCUACCGCAAUGAGAGUGGGCGUGACUUCCUUGAGCUGGUGCUGCCCGGCUGCCCCCCGCCUUGUCCUCUGGAGCGCUUCACCCACCUCACCCAGCCUGUCCGCCCCACUGACCGGACACGGGACUGCGGCUGUGCCCAGCCCCCACAGGGGACAGGGGGCACUGUACCAGCGCUGGCUGUGACUGUGGCAGUGCUGGGGUUGGCAGUGCUAGGCCUGGGCAUCCUGCACUGGCACCAACAGCAAAGGGAAGGCAGUGCCUGAAGAUGCUGCACAGACAAAUGGGCCAGGAUUGGGAAGGUGGGGGGACAAAAGUUGCAUUCAAUACCUCACCCCCAAUAAAGCUGAAUGCCCCGA
Alligator mississippiensis (American alligator) is the source of this 1383-nucleotide messenger RNA. It is a transcript of the gene ACP4, whose product is annotated as acid phosphatase 4. Gene Ontology annotation, molecular function: receptor tyrosine kinase binding; protein tyrosine phosphatase activity; acid phosphatase activity. NCBI's taxonomy places the organism in Eukaryota, Metazoa, Chordata, Crocodylia, Alligatoridae. Gene Ontology annotation, cellular component: postsynaptic membrane; lysosome. Bases 1 to 1290 code for a protein of 429 amino acids. The transcript is spliced from 10 exons. The record is from RefSeq and is a predicted model, not a curated record. Gene Ontology annotation, biological process: peptidyl-tyrosine dephosphorylation involved in inactivation of protein kinase activity; regulation of neuronal synaptic plasticity; lysosome organization.